Messenger RNA from Blepharisma stoltei, 360 nucleotides. NCBI's taxonomy places the organism in Eukaryota, Ciliophora, Heterotrichea, Heterotrichida, Blepharismidae. The record is from the annotation of a GenBank genome assembly.
AUGCCCAAUUUUUCUUUGCUAAAUCCCAAAGAAAAACUCUUAGAACCUAUUCAGGAAACCUUCAAAUACUCCUAUAAAGUCUCGGUGGGCGAAAAAAUUCUAAAACUCAAGUUCAAACUAAGUAUUAAGCAAGAACAAACAGAUAUGAAUUUAAGAGAACAAACCAAUAAUGAAAUUACAAAAUUCAAAAAAUUCUCUGAAGAAACUGAGCAUCUAAAAUUGAUGGAGAUGGAAAGGAUAAAACUGAUGGAAAAAAGAUGCCUGAAGAGAAAUUUAUAUGAAGAGCAUGGAAAACAAGAAAAAAGAAAAAUUAAUAAAUUGGGACUUGGCCCUGAAAUAAAGGCCUCUAAGCAAGAAUAA